Molecule: messenger RNA, 2296 nt
Organism: Xiphophorus hellerii (green swordtail)
Lineage: Eukaryota; Metazoa; Chordata; Actinopteri; Cyprinodontiformes; Poeciliidae
Gene: camkmt
Product: calmodulin-lysine N-methyltransferase
Exons: 11
Coding region: 206-1222 (338 amino acids)
Cellular component (GO): cytoplasm
Molecular function (GO): calmodulin-lysine N-methyltransferase activity
Source: RefSeq, a predicted model, not a curated record
CUAUUGAUUCGUCUGCCUGAAAUGACAAAUGUGUACGGAAGCAGCAUGUUCCAGGUGGUAUGAGUCAAGACGUGUGAGCUUUUGUAGAUUUUGUAGUUUUAAAAUAAGCCAUACUUUUCUAAAUACCGUCCGACAGCUUUAACGUUGAUAACUGUGACAGCUCUAUAGCCCGGAACUUGUUUACAUAUAUAUCCGAGUGGUUAAGAUGGAGAAAGGCUCCACAGGCUCUACAGAAAAGACCCAGUCGGCUUUUCCUUGUAAGGAUAAGAGUGACGAGGACUCUCGCGGCCCAAAUUCCUACAACUCCAGGGAAGCAACCUGUGGUGCUACUGCAGGUCGAGCGAGAUGGACUCUGCUGAGACAGGUGUUGUGUCAGAAGCAGACAGACAGUCCUGAGGUCAAACAGGUGUCUGUUCGUAGGUUUGCCUCCUUUGACCUUUUCAGAAGGAAAAAACGCUCAGCACAAGAACACUGUGAUACCUCAGAUGACCAGUGGGUGGAGUACAGAAGUGUCUACUAUCCUGAAUACGGUGCCUUCCUCAGGGAUAACCUGGGACCUCUCAAAGUUAAUGAAGUGCUCAAUAGUUUUGACAACACUGGCAAUGUCUGUGUGUGGCCUUCUGAGGAGGUGAUGGCACAUUACUGUCUGCAGAAGCGGCACACGUUCAAGGGUGCAGUGUGUGAGUUAGGAGGAGGUAUGACUUGCCUUGGUGGGCUCAUGGUUGCCAUUUCUGCUGACGUGAAGGAAGUCCUGCUAUCAGAUGGGAAUGAGAAGUCCAUUCAGAAUGUUCAGAGAGUGGUCGAGAGUAACAGGCGGGCUGGAAAGUUUGGGUCAACGCACGUAUCGUCAAGGGUGGUUAGGUGGGACUGCGAGGUGGACAUUUCAGCGCUGGAAGGUCACUUUGAUACCGUCAUGUGUGCAGACUGUUUGUUUCUCGACCAGUACAGAGCCUGUCUGGUUGAUGCCAUAAGGAGAUUACUGCGACCCAACGGCAUGGCGUUAGUGUUUGCUCCUGGAAGAGGUGAAACUCUAACACUGUUUUGUCGGCUGGCCCAGCAGGCCGGUCUGUGCGUCUGCCAACACCAGCAGUACGACGCUCAGGUCUGGGAUGUUCAUCUAAAGAUGCUGAGAGAAGGAAAGCAGGCAUACGAUGAAAACAUCCACUAUCCUCUCCUCGUCACCCUGACCAAAGGACCUCAACCUGUUAAUCAAGCUCAGUAAAAUGGAAUAAGGGAGCUCUUUGCUAUACAUAACACUCCACACUGUUUGCAUUUUCUUCUUUUUUUAAAUUUCACCUCCAGCCAUAUUCCAAACAACUCCUCUCAGUCCAGAAGAUGGUCACUCAGCUUUUAUAGCUUGCAGUUAAUCUGCUAGUUAAAAAGUUUCGCCGUCCGUUGUGGAUUUAUCGACUUUACAAGGGGUCUGUGAUUCCUAUGCAUUCACUUGAAAUUCCGCCUGCUUGCGGUGAAUUACAUGACAGUUUUCCGUACAUGUCAGGUAUUCAUUAGCGUUUUCCAGCUUGAACUAGUCACUGUUAACGAACGUCGCUCACUGUGUUCCCGCGCUCAGCGUGGAGGCCGGCUUCGACUCGCAGUGCGGAGCAAUUUGCAGCUUCCUCAGUUUCCACCUUUAAUUUCACUUACAACAUCUCAUUCAGCCCAGUCAGGGGUCAGUACAAAGAACUUAAUUUGUGUGUGUGCGUUACCGCAGUGCAGCGCAUUAACACAUUACGGCACUUUCAAAUGAAAAGAGCAUCGGUUGCUGCAGGAGACACAGAUUUUAUAUGAUGUUUUUUUUUUUUCCACUGCAAUUUUGCUGCAAUUAACACAAGUAAUCUCCAGCAUACACACUAUGAAUCCACUAUCGGUAUUGCUUUACAGUUUGCUAUGAUGAUGAAAGGAACAACCUGAUCUUAAUUUGUUAACCAUCGUCUGUAAUUUCCCUCUUCAGUUCCAGGUUGAGUUGCUAAAAUGCAGCUGAUUACUCUGAUUUUACUGAUGUGUGAAUCUUCACACCUGGCUCAUUGUGUCAAGUAUCAUUAUUUUUGAAGAGGUUUGUGAGCUCACGCAGUACUGUUGUGCUAGUAUUGUAUACUGUAUAUUGACCCAAUACUGUGGAAUAGAAAAUGAUGUAUUUUUGUGAUUGUGUGCGUGAAUUAGCUAUUGUUUUUUCAAUCUUUUCCAAGUGACGGUAUUCUGUGCUGGCGAGCGCAACAAACUUAUUUCGGUUUGGUUUUGGUGACAUUUAUUGGCACUCCUGGUAAAGACUUAAAAAAUAAAUUUAUGUGUUAUUGAA